UCCAGUCUAGAGUUAUCUUUUUUGUUUUUUUCAAGACAGGUUUCUUGGUGUAACAGCCCUGGCUGUCCUGGAACUCAGCUCUGUUGACCAGGCUGGCCUGGAAUUCACAAAAGAUCCACCUGCCUCUGCCUCCUGAGUUCUGGGAACAAAGGUGUGCGCUACCAUACCCAGCCAAAGUUAUCUUUUUAAUAGAUGUGGUUAUAUUUAAUAGAUGUGGAAUAUUCCUAAUAUUCAUAGUAAAUUAUUCAAGGUAUUCAAAUUAAUGUCCUAACCCAACCUUGCCUCACCUUUUGUAGGACUGGCUUUUGUAUUUGAUCAGAUCACUUUGAAACUCCCACAGUUUGGGAGGGAAAGAGUUAGCUUAUACCCCUGGGGUAAUGUGGAAAUUCACUUCAGCUUCUGAAGUCUUUUCCUUUUUUUCUUCUCAAGCCUAUGGCUUUAAGUUCAUUAGGAAAUGACAAGAAUUGCACCCAGGAAGACGCCCUGGCAGGCUUAAGCAAGCAAGCUUAGAGAGUCACGCGACAAUAUUGUAAACGUCUCCCUGCCUGUGGCCUCGCCUGAGAAUAUGGACCACUCUUCUGUACACAUCUGUGCACGUGUCUGUUUUGCUGACAGCUAUACAUUAUAAUCUCUCAGUGCUCAGGGCUAUUCCAAGCUGGAGAAUCUGUUCUAGUGCAAUAGAACACUCAUCUGGAAUGCCUGCUGGUAAAAUACUUACUGGGUCAUGAAGACUGGGGCCAUUGGUUUUAUCCUUGGGAGUCCGGUAUCGAUAACCUACCUGCCUUUGGUGUUGACGAUCCCUGAAACAUUGGACAUCCCUGAGAAGCUACAACAAGCUGUGGGGAGAGUCAUUGUCAAUGCCACAGCUUGCAGUGUUACCUGUGGCCUUGGCUACAAGGAAGAGACGGAGUGUGAGAUGGGUCCCGAUAGAGUGAGGAGGAACUGCAAAUCCCAGCGUUUGGAGUGUCUGACCAACUGGAUCUGUGGGAUGCUCCAUUUCACCGUUGUCCAUGGGAAGAAGUUUGAGCUGAACUGUCUCAGCUCAGACAUCCUGGAGAAAGGGCAGGAUGCCUUCCGCUUCUCAUGGAAGCUCGCUCGGGGCAUCAUCUCUACCAACGAUGAGAUUUUCAAACCCUUCCGAGCCAACUCCCCCUUUCUACGAUUUAGGCCAGCCUACGAGUAUGACUCCGGGACAUAUAGAUGUGACGUGCAGCUGCUAAAAAACUUGAAGUUUGUCAAGAGGCUCUAUUUCGGGCUGAGGGUCCUUCCUCCAAAGUUGGUGAACCUAAAUUUCCAUCAGUCCCUUACUGAGGAUCAAAAGUUGAUAGAUGAGGGGUGGGAAGUUAAUCUGGACAACGAGUCUAAGUCUCACCUCCCAGUGUGGCAAAAGAAAGUGACAUCAGCCUUGAGCAUAGGGAUUGUGGCUGGAGUGGCUGGCGGUGUGUUGGUGAGCGUUGCUAUCUACAGGGUCCUGGGAGGGACUGAUGGCAGUGGGAAUCUCAGCUCCUUAUAAUGCAUGUCUUCCUCCCUCCCGGGAGGCUGGCUGCCCAGGAAGCUGAGCUAGCUUGUGUGUGAGUGUCCUGUGCCUCUGAUGGUGAAGUGGCAAGAGAGGGCUCGGAGCCAGGGUUGGCUAGGAGGCUGGGAAGAUGCAACCCCGUGGUAGUUCAGGGCAGCAUCCACCACUGUAUCAGGUUUCCUGGAUGCUCAGGAGACCCACUGCAGGCUUUGCUUCUGUUCACAAGGAGAGGGCUGUCUUCCAAGCUUGUUUUGAUGCCACCCUUCCCAGUGUGUAUGUGUGUGUGUGUGUGUGUGUGUGUCACUCACCCCCGACUCCACCUCUCUGAACAGUGUGUAUGGACCAGAAUGUACUAAUCGCAGCCUUUCAUCUUGGGAAACUUUAUU
This is a messenger RNA of Apodemus sylvaticus (European woodmouse), 1902 nucleotides long. RefSeq names its product transmembrane protein 81 (gene Tmem81). The record is from RefSeq and is a predicted model, not a curated record. The transcript has a single exon. Bases 725 to 1513 code for a protein of 262 amino acids. Lineage: Eukaryota; Metazoa; Chordata; Mammalia; Rodentia; Muridae.